Molecule: messenger RNA, 2439 nt
Organism: Rotaria sordida
Lineage: Eukaryota; Metazoa; Rotifera; Eurotatoria; Philodinida; Philodinidae
Source: the annotation of a GenBank genome assembly
AUGAGACGCAUCAGUCUAAUUGUCAAUGACUUGGAAUUUGGUUAUUUAAAAUGGAUUCUUAAUAAUGUUAAUCAUGUUAAAAAACUUGAAAUUAAUUUACAUAGCGGAUAUAUAUGGAAUAGAAAUGAUAUUAUAUGGAGAUCUUUUAUUGAUGCAAAUUUCAUUCGUCAAUAUUGUUUACCUGAUCGAAUAAUUAAUUUGAAAGAUUUUCGUUUUUAUAUUUGUGCAAAUUGUCAAUUAUCAUCAAAUGAUAUUUUUAGAACAAUAAAUUCCUUUAAAAUCGAUUCAUUUUUUAUCGAUCAUCAAUGGACAGAUGUUAAAAGUUUUUAUAAUGAAAAUAUAUCAAUGGAAUAUCAAACUUUUGAUGACUUAAAAGAAAAUGCUCUGAGUACUGUUCGACAUGCUGAAUUUGGUAUUCCAAGUUGUAAUUUUGCUGCAAAUAAAUCAGCUCAUAUUGGCAAACGGCUCAUACCAUUUCUUAGCACUUAUAUGUCUCAUUUACAAACAUUACGUCUUUGGAGACCUGAUGAUUUUCCUUGGACAUCAAGUAAGAUUUUUUUAAAUUUUAAUUCUGAAUAAUAUUUAAUUAAAUUUUAGUAGUUAUUAGGGAAAGAAAAUCUCGUCUCUUGAUGUAUGCUUACUAAUCAUUUAUCUUUAUUUUCAGAUGAUAGAGCAAAUGGAGAGGACUGAAGAAUGUCAGAUGUCAUGUACUGUCUUGUUUUUGGUCGAUAGUAGAAAUAUAUCCAAUAGUAAUAUAAAGAUAACAUGUUAAAAAAUUAAACAAAUUAUUUACUAUUUCUGAGUUGACAGAUUUGUCAGACAAAUAUCUGAAAUUUUGGUCAAAGAACUAUAAAAAUAUAUCCAGUAUAUUUUAUUUCAUUUACGAACAUUGAUUAAAUAUGAUUGUCUUAUUUUUCGGACUAUUUUAUAAAGGCGUAUCUCCUACUUAUAGCAGAGCAGUCUUGAUGUAUUGGAAAAAAAAAAUUCUAUGAUUGACACGUAUCAUCAGCUUAUAUAAUUUUGUGUUUAUUUUAUUUGACAAAACGCAAAACUGAUAUAAUAUGUUUAGAAAACGACUAGACAGAUUAAAAUUAAUAGCUGAGUUGUCUCUUUUUCUUCUCUACUUAUUUUUUAAGUUCCUUAAAUUUCACUCUAGGAUCGUUUCGUUGAUAAAGUUCGAAAACAGUGUAUUGUAUAGUAAUCAAAUCCAAAAGACAGAAAUUCUAAAACAAAAUUGAAUAGAAUAUUUUCUAACCAUUGAUUUUUCCUGAAGAAAAGAAAAAUAUUGAUAACGAAGAAGACUAUUUAUAAUACUUAUUUUAUUUGUUUUUGAUUUCUUCCAGUUCGACCAAUUAUCAAAUCCAAAUACUCAUAUGGCACUGUUGUCACACAAUGGAGACGAAAACUGGAAACAUCUCAAUCUAUCAGUGUGUAACUCAACUAUUUCUGAAAGAAGACUAACUAAUUUUUGUUAUUUAGAGCAACAUGUAAUUGUUUUUCAAGAUGAUCUUUCUCAAUUAAUUAAACAAUUAAAACAUUUUGUGUUUCUCGAUAUUUACGGUCUAAUUUCUUUUAAAAGAGUCAAAUCUUAUCGUUUAAUGGUACAAACUCGCUUUCCAAAUAGUCUAUCUGAUGUUCAAAUAUCAAGAUUCCGUCUUUGGGUGUAAUUAUCAUUCCUAAAUUAGGGGUAGCACUUUAACUUUAAACUUUAAAUUUAAAGUAAAGUUAAAGCGCCAUCCCUAUCGCUAAUAUGAUAUCGUUUUAUAUUAAACAUCUUUCUUUAUGUUUAAUUCUUAAUCCAAUAACAUUUAUCUUAGUUAUUCUUGGAUUCUUUUGAACCUAUCAGAAUUUAUAUGUCUGAUUGAUUCAUUAUUGUAGGAAGUGAUUUUCUCAUGUUCAUAUCAACAUAUAUAAGUAAAGAACGCACCUAUUGUAUUGUAUACGAAAAAAAUUGAAAAAAAUAAAUUUCAUGAUACAAGCAAACCAAGUGUUGUGUUUGGUAGAGCAAUAUCGAAUGUCUAUAAAAAUAAUACUUUUCUUACACUUUCUUGUAAUAUCGUAAAGAUUCGCAAUAUUCAGUAAGUUGAUACGGUGACCAUGACAUUUUGCUUUAAAAUAGCAAUUUUUGAUCAAAACAUGCACGGAUCUCGACAAAAUUCUCUUGUGAAGACUGAUAAAACUAUGAGGGUAUAGAUGAAUAUCCUGCUCUCUUCCUCUUCCUGUUUAUUUUGAUAAUAACUCUUGAUAACAUUGUCUUUUGCAAAGAUAAAUUAGAAAUUUUGAUCAGUAAAUUAUAUACUUUCCUUUAAUAGUACUAUAAAACACGUAUAUUACCUCUCUAAAAGAGUGGUUUAUUACUAAACACAUAAGAAACAAAUUAGGAAAAACAAAUUUUCAUAUAGGAUAUAAUCAUAUAAUUCUAAUUUGAAACUUUUUCUA